UCAAAGAAAAUACGAAAUACCCAUGAAAUAAUGCUGGGUAUAUCUUCUGGCCUAUUUCCUCGGUCCCCAUCGGCGGCGCAAAUUGGGCGGCGCCGCCUCCUUUCUGAAUUCUCCUUCUCCACUCCGUCUUGGUAUAAUAAGAAAAGUGGAUUGAGAUUGAAGCCAAUGGCCUCAAUUUCGACAGAGGUAGAAAAACCGCGGAAACCCUGGCUUUUCGUCGGCCUCGGCAAUCCCGGGAAGCGUUACAGCGACACUCGCCACAAUGUCGGAUUUGAGUUGAUUGACUAUAUAGCUGAAGCAGAGGGGAUUUCAACCAGCUCCAUCGCCUUCAAAUCUGCUUUCGGGAAAGGUUUUAUUGGUGAUGUUCCAGUUAUGCUUGCUAAACCACAGACUUUCAUGAAUGCUAGUGGUGAGUCUGUUGGUGCUCUUGUUUCUUAUCAUAAGAUCCCGUUGGAACAAGUUCUCGUGAUGUUCGAUGACAUGGAUCUGCCUUUUGCGAAGUUGAGACUACUACCUAAAGGCGGACAUGGAGGACAUAAUGGGAUGAGAAGUAUUAUAGCUCACCUCAAAGGUAGUCGGGAUUUUCCUCGCUUACGAAUAGGCAUUGGAAGGCCUCCGGGGAAGAUGGACGCUGCAAACUUUGUUCUCCGCCCUUUUAAUAGACAAGAACGCGAAGAGCUGGAUUUCACGUUCCAAAAUGGCUUGGAAGCUGUUCGAAUUCUUGUGCAACAAGAUUUCAACAGAAGUGCAACCUUUGUAAACAGCGCCAAAUCACUGACUAACACAUCGUAAUGAGUUGAUUCUUUUCUGAUUGAAGAACUUAAUUUGAGAUGGGAACUUGCUUGGAGAGAGCAGAUUCGAGUACCUUACAAUCAAGAUGCUACUCAUUAGUCAUUACCAUUCUUUGGUCAUUUUAUUGGUUACUUUAUCGGAAUAUUGAACAGAUUUACUAUAGUAUUAUUUUGGAUUGUUCCUUAUCUUUCA
Salvia hispanica is the source of this 984-nucleotide messenger RNA. RefSeq names its product peptidyl-tRNA hydrolase, mitochondrial-like. Gene Ontology annotation, molecular function: peptidyl-tRNA hydrolase activity. Lineage: Eukaryota; Viridiplantae; Streptophyta; Magnoliopsida; Lamiales; Lamiaceae. The record is from RefSeq and is a predicted model, not a curated record.